Molecule: messenger RNA, 925 nt
Organism: Morus notabilis
Lineage: Eukaryota; Viridiplantae; Streptophyta; Magnoliopsida; Rosales; Moraceae
Product: chalcone synthase 2-like
Biological process (GO): polyketide biosynthetic process
Molecular function (GO): acyltransferase activity, transferring groups other than amino-acyl groups
Source: RefSeq, a predicted model, not a curated record
GGGGCCAGCCCAAGUCAAAGAUCACCCACCUCAUCGUCUGCACCACCUCCGGCGUCGACAUGCCCGGCGCCGACUACCAGCUCCUAAAGCUCCUCGGCCUCCGGCCCUCCGUCAGGCGCUUCAUGAUGUACCAACAAGGCUGCUUCGCCGGCGGCGCCGUCCUCCGUCUCGCCAAGGACAUGGCCGAGAACAACAAGGGCGCUCGCGUUCUUGUCGUCUGCUCUGAGAUCACUGCUGUCACGUUCCGCGGGCCCUCCGAACUCCACCUGGACUCCAUGGUGGGCCAGGCCUUGUUCGGCGAUGGCGCCGCCGCAGUCAUUGUCGGCGCGGAACCGGACUUGGCUAUCGAAAGGCCGCUCUUCGAGCUGGUGUCGGCGGCCCAGACGAUCCUUCCGGACUCAGAGGGCGCGAUCGACGGGCAUUUGAGGGAAGUAGGGCUGACGUUUCAUCUCCUCAAGGACGUGCCAAUGCUGAUAUCGAAGAACAUAGGGAAGAGUUUGGAGGAGGCGUUCACUCCCCUCGGGAUCAGCGACUGGAAUUCGAUAUUCUGGGUGGCGCACCCGGGAGGGCCGGCGAUUCUCGACCAGGUGGAGGCGACAGUGGGGCUGAAGAAGGAGAAGCUGAGGGCCACUCGCGAGAUGCUCAAAGAGUACGGAAACAUGUCAAGCGCAUCUGUGCUCUUCAUAUUGGAUGAGAUGAGGAAGAAGUCGGCGGAGGAAGCCAAGUCCACCACCGGCGAAGGCCUUGACUGGGGCGUCCUCUUCGGCUUCGGCCCCGGCUUGACCGUCGAGACUGUCGUGCUCCGUAGCCUUCCCAUUAAUUAAUUAAAAUUGCCUGAUUAAUUAAAUUAAGCCAUUUCAUGUGAUUAUUUUUUGUAUGGUUCAUAAAUCUAUGUUAUACGUGUUUCAACAAUAAGUGUGAUUGU